Glossina fuscipes is the source of this 1318-nucleotide messenger RNA. RefSeq names its product serine/threonine-protein phosphatase alpha-2 isoform (gene Pp1-87B). The transcript has a single exon. Bases 288 to 1196 code for a protein of 302 amino acids. Lineage: Eukaryota; Metazoa; Arthropoda; Insecta; Diptera; Glossinidae. The record is from RefSeq and is a predicted model, not a curated record. Gene Ontology annotation, cellular component: cytoplasm; nucleus. Gene Ontology annotation, molecular function: protein serine/threonine phosphatase activity.
CGAAACACAAACUAGUUUAUGCUUCGAAUUCGCCUUAUCGUGAAAAGUCUUAGAAAAUAUUAAAAAAAAAUACGAAAAACUAGACGAACAUAUACAAUUUUCGGAAAAUAUAAAAACUGUAAAUCCAAAAAGCACAUAUUUAUCGAAGGCGAAUCGCGUUCGAGUGACGUAAAUAAAUUGCAAGUUGAAUCGACAAACCCCACCAUUUAAUCAACCAAUCGAACGACUAACCGACCAACCAACCAACAACGCUCGAUAUAUAACGCAAACAGAACAAAAGAAAAAAUAUGGCUGACAUAAUAAAUAUUGACAGCAUCAUAUCGCGGUUGCUGGAAGUACGUGGAGCCAGGCCAGGUAAAAAUGUGCAAUUAUCAGAGAGUGAAAUACGUGGCCUGUGCUUGAAGUCUCGCGAGAUUUUCUUAUCUCAGCCGAUACUAUUAGAAUUGGAAGCGCCAUUAAAAAUCUGUGGUGACAUUCAUGGUCAGUACUAUGAUCUGCUGCGUUUAUUCGAGUAUGGUGGUUUUCCACCGGAAUCGAAUUACUUGUUUUUGGGUGAUUACGUGGAUCGCGGCAAACAAUCGCUAGAGACGAUAUGUCUGCUCUUGGCCUAUAAGAUCAAGUAUUCGGAGAAUUUCUUCUUAUUGCGUGGCAAUCAUGAAUGCGCUAGCAUCAAUCGCAUCUAUGGCUUCUAUGAUGAAUGCAAACGUCGCUACACCAUUAAAUUAUGGAAAACAUUUACAGAUUGUUUCAAUUGUUUGCCAGUGGCCGCAAUUGUAGAUGAGAAGAUCUUUUGCUGUCACGGCGGCCUAAGUCCAGAUCUGACAUCUAUGGAGCAAAUACGCCGCAUUAUGCGCCCAACUGAUGUGCCAGAUCAGGGUUUGUUAUGCGAUUUAUUAUGGUCCGAUCCAGAUAAAGACACUAUGGGCUGGGGUGAAAAUGAUCGCGGUGUUAGCUUUACCUUCGGCGCUGAAGUUGUUGGCAAAUUUUUGCAAAAACAUGAGUUCGAUUUAAUUUGUCGUGCUCAUCAGGUCGUUGAAGACGGCUAUGAAUUUUUCGCCAAACGACAAUUGGUUACGUUAUUUUCUGCACCAAACUAUUGCGGAGAGUUCGACAAUGCCGGUGCGAUGAUGUCGGUUGAUGACACUCUGAUGUGUUCUUUCCAAAUUUUGAAACCGGCAGACAAGCGUAAAAAGUAAAAUAAUUUCGUUAAAUUAAAAAAAUUUUUUUCAUCCUUCAAUUGCCCACAUUGUGAACAUUCACGCCCUUAUUCUGCAAAUUUCACCAUAAUCCAUAACGCGUUAUUUUUCAUUAAAAAAAA